This is a messenger RNA of Oryzias melastigma (Indian medaka), 1019 nucleotides long. RefSeq names its product polypeptide N-acetylgalactosaminyltransferase 1. The record is from RefSeq and is a predicted model, not a curated record. The transcript has 4 exons. The annotation marks the transcript as partial. Gene Ontology annotation, cellular component: Golgi apparatus. NCBI's taxonomy places the organism in Eukaryota, Metazoa, Chordata, Actinopteri, Beloniformes, Adrianichthyidae.
UACUUGGAGAACAUCUAUCCCGAUUCCCAGAUCCCGAGGCACUACUACUCCCUAGGAGAGAUCCGUAACGUGGAGACAAACCAGUGUCUGGACAACAUGGCCCGCAAGGAAAAUGAGAAGGUUGGCAUUUUCAACUGCCACGGCAUGGGAGGCAACCAGGUUUUCUCCUACACGGCUAACAAGGAAAUCAGGACAGACGACUUGUGUUUAGAUGUGUCCAAGCUGAACGGACCUGUCAUGAUGCUCAAGUGCCAUCACCUUAAAGGCAACCAGCUCUGGGAGUACGAUCCUGUGAAGCUGACUCUGGUCCACGUCAACAGUAACCAGUGUCUGGACAAAGCCAGCGAGGAGGACAGCCAGGUGCCCAGCGUCAGAGACUGCACGCACACGCGCUCCCAACAGUGGCUGCUCCGCAACGUCACGCUACCAGAGGUCUUCUGACCGCGCUGCACACCCUGUCGAACCCACACGCCGCGGCCCGGACAGAAACCACCACAGGAACGGCCGCGUUUACUGAGUUCUGGCCCCAGGAAUAAAGAGACUUCCCACGAAGGGAUCCAGGAGGAGAGGAGGAUGGAUUGGAUGGUACUACCUCUGCCAGAAAUCAGGGAGAGGUGUGUGUUCAAACCUCCUCAGAGUGAACAGAGAGGAAAGACUCCCUCUAAAGAGCUGUUUUACACUUCUUACUUUUUGUUUUUGUUUUUUUUUAUGAGAUAUCAACCGCAGAGAGCUAGGGACUCCUGUGCAUAAGAACGAGACUGAACGCUGGAGUGGAGGAUCUGCUCUCACAUCUUCCCUGACAGAAAGCGGUCCAGCCCUCAGCUCAUUACCUAACGUUUACUGACUGCCUCCGAUCAGAGUGUGUGCACUUAACCCUGUGUGUUUUAGGACCCUGUGCUCCGAGAUGAAUGUAUGCCUUGAAGAGGGGACUGAAUUCCUUGUUGACUUCUUCUUCUUUUGUUUUUUUAUUUAAUUUUGUAAUGCGCUAUGAUAAAGCGUGCGUGCACAUGUGUGUCAGA